GGCGCUGCAGCGCUCGGGAGGCUUCUUCGCUUGUACUUUGACACCACUUCCUCUGAAGUAAUGGCGUCUUUAUGAAACAGUCCUACAGCAAAUAUUUAACGAGUACAACAGAAGACCACGUAUUUGAGGCACUCGUAUAUCGAUUCGAGCAAGAUGCCAGUGUCAGUAGGGUCGUAUGGACAGGCUGCCCAGCCCAGCUGCUUUGACAGAGUUAAGAUGGGCUUCAUGAUGGGGUUUGCAGUGGGCAUGGCAGCGGGUGCCAUGUUCGGAACCUUUUCCUGUCUGAGGAUUGGCAUGAGGGGUCGAGAACUAAUGGGAGGAGUUGGGAAGACAAUGAUGCAAAGCGGCGGCACUUUUGGAACCUUCAUGGCGAUUGGGAUGGGCAUCCGAUGCUGAAACCACACUGAUUUAACCUGUCAAGUUCUAAGACUUUAAAGCAUUUCUAGAUUUAUCCAUUUGCCACCAUACCCACAUUCAAGGACAUGGGUGUCAAUAAAGACAGUGAUUUAAAAACAUUGCAGAUUUUCCAGUAAAUCUUGAUCGAAGGUGUAGUAGCCCACAACUGUAGCUCUUUGAUACUUUAAGUACAGCUCUCCUCUUAUUGACUUCCAUUACAGCAGGGUAAAAUCAGCUAGAUGGAACUAAUGAUAUUUACCAGUGACCUUUCUGCCAGUUAGGAAGGGUUGACUAUGACAUCACCACAAAGACAAGAGAAAGAACGGCUAAAAUCUCAUACUUGUCAGUUUCAUUCUGGACAGCCUUUCUAGACUUUGUAGUCCAACAAUGAAACCAAUUUUUAGUUUAAGUAUAUACAAAUAAAAGGCAUACACUAA
Molecule: messenger RNA, 833 nt
Organism: Xyrauchen texanus (razorback sucker)
Lineage: Eukaryota; Metazoa; Chordata; Actinopteri; Cypriniformes; Catostomidae
Gene: romo1
Product: reactive oxygen species modulator 1
Exons: 3
Coding region: 154-396 (80 amino acids)
Biological process (GO): protein insertion into mitochondrial inner membrane; protein import into mitochondrial matrix
Cellular component (GO): TIM23 mitochondrial import inner membrane translocase complex
Source: RefSeq, a predicted model, not a curated record